Messenger RNA from Cydia pomonella (codling moth), 4918 nucleotides. RefSeq names its product glucose dehydrogenase [FAD, quinone]-like. The transcript is spliced from 4 exons. The coding region runs from base 2515 to 4908 and encodes 797 amino acids. The record is from RefSeq and is a predicted model, not a curated record. NCBI's taxonomy places the organism in Eukaryota, Metazoa, Arthropoda, Insecta, Lepidoptera, Tortricidae. Gene Ontology annotation, molecular function: flavin adenine dinucleotide binding; oxidoreductase activity, acting on CH-OH group of donors.
UAUAGAAGUGUUACUUAAAAUAUUUGUGAUGUGUAAUUAGCCUCAUUACCCUAUUUUGCAUGUAUGACCACCCAUAACACAUUCACUGCCAUCAACGCAUACAUGCGUUCACCGUCAUACAUAAUCACAUCCUCUGGCAGUAAAUCUAUUAGAAUUUAAUGUUUUUGUUUCAUAAUUUUUGUAUGUGAUUAUUUUUGCGCAUUGUCAGAUUGACAAAGGUGAAUUUUAUUAUAUAUUGUCACCACACACGCUUGUAAAGGCUCUCAUGAUUGUGAAAACUGAUGAGAAAGUUGCAUUUUAGCUACGAGAUUGGCAAAGUAAUUUGGUGCAAAUUUUGGGUUGUUUCCUUAUGUUGGCUGGUAAAAUUGACUUUUAAAUGGUUAUUUUGAAUGGAAAAUGUUUAAUAACGUUUAUUCAGAUAUGAUUUGGUUUUGUUUUGUAUGAUGUUUCACAGUUAUUAUUUUCAUCGCGUUAGUGUGGUGAAAAAUGUUGUUUCAGUCUGUAGCAAAAUUUGUUUAACCUUCGUGCCUUAAAACGCUCAACCCUAUCAAAUGCUCAAGAUUCCGUUUUUAAUGGAAUUUUAAAAUCUUUCGCUUGCUCGGAUAUCAAUGUUAGCACGAGCGGUUAAACAACAAUUUUGCCCCUUGUCAAACAAAUAUACAUUUCCUCGGUCUCCCGUAGACCACGAACGCUGUAAAGGAUUCAAAAUGGUUGAGAAGCCCAAGAGGGGGUUUUGUAGUUACUUGAGCGCGUCAGAUUAAGAUAUUAGUGAUAUCUACCCCGUAAUGAUCACCAUUUUUAGUUGUCUACGUUGUUCCGAUCCAUCGUGGGGUCAACAAAUCGUUAAGCACAUUGUGGAUUGGUCAUUCUAGUCCAAAAUUAAUGCUACAAUUGUUUUAUUACUAAAUCUGCCAAUUAUUUGUUCGAAUUCUCUUAAUCUCACGGUUAUAAUUUGAAAAUCGGGCGACGAACUUGAAACCCUUAAAAAUUUGUAGACGCUUUCCUGCUCGCUGGAAAAGAAAACUUUAUAGAGGUAACCUGUUUUCCUUCUAAUAAUCUAAUCUUACGAUUCCAAUAAGUCUCUAUGAUGCUCGAGUAACUACACAUUUAACAUCGCCGGCUCCCCAACUAAAACGUCGGAAUGAACUUUAAACUUUGGAUAUAUUUUAAAUUCAUUAUACGCGAUAUAUUCUUCUUUUUAUGUUACUUCAAGAUAUUUCCUGGGAAGGAUUUUACCAGUAUUAUAUUAAUUCGAUAGAAAAUAGUCAUAUAGUUGGUUCUGUUUUUGCAUUAUAGAAAAAAAAACAGUUUAUACACACAUCCUUUUAUAUUUUAAUGAAUGUAUGGUCUCCUUUUAAAAUAGUAAGUAAAACUAUUUAGUAAGAUAGGUAAAAAGUACAUCUUUUUCAAUCAUAAAAUUAAAACAUAAAACAAAAUCAAAAAUAUAAACAAAAAAUAAUCAAACCAAGACAAAAAAAAAUUAUAACUACUAAGUAACUAAUUCAUGUUGUUUCAAUAACAGGACUAUGAGAGAUAUAAAAAUAAAAAACUCCUUAGAAUUGAAGUUCGUGAAUGUUUAAAUAUUCUGCCUUCCACAUCCUUAACACUGUCAGUUGACUAGUUCCCAAUACUAGCUAGCUUCAGUAACCAUGAUUCAAGUGGCAUAUUUCUUGAAAUGUAAUUACUUAGCCAUUUCUUAACGUAAUUAAUUGAGUCGAAAGUUAGCCUCAGAUUUCCCUCGAGAAUGGUUGGAUUUCACAGUUAAAAUAUCAAUUAUUUGUUUACUAGGAUGAAUGUGAUUUCACUGUAUAAAAUACUUAAGAAUAUUUCUCAGGAUGGCAUUGGCAUUGGGAAUUUGAAGAACAUUAUACAGCUACCUAUUAUAUCUUAUAUUAUUGUCACUGGAUAAAGCAGCUGUAACAUUUGAAACUAAGUAGUAAGGGCUCGUUAUGGGCACACGUAGGUUUAGCUUAAAAUAGAUAUAUUUUAUUAUUUAUUGGGAAAAGGUAAGCAUUUGACCAUAAUCUCACGAGUUGGUAAGCCGAUGCUAUCUAAGAUUGAACAUGCUUACCUAAAAGAUGUCUAUUUACUCUCAAUUUACGAUCCAAGUUGUAGUGAACUGAAAAAAAAACUGUUUCGAAUUUACAAUGUGACUGGUUGUGGCAACUAUGAUGAAGUCUGCGACGUAGUUUCCACAAUAGGUUAUUAUGUUACAAAAUUUCUUCUUUAGAUACUCUAUCUAGCCUAUCUAGUAAAUUUUGCAACACCUCUGUGUUUUGUUAUAUUUUAAGCUAUUAUUUACUAUAAGUAAAAAAAAAAUAGUUUCAAAACAGUCUAUCUUUUAGGUUACAGAUGAAUAGGAGAUAUUGCAGCAAAAAUCAAUAAAAUGCAUCAAUGCACAUACAUUGUUGUUAGCGCAUCGUAACUAAACGCGUAACUUAACCAGCGAAAGGCUCCACUGAAUUGAAAAGAUAAGAUUUUGCAAUUAGCCGCCGUUAGAUCUUUCGCACGUUUAUGAAUAACCUAAGACUAAGGACACGCCACCCGCUUACAGCUCAGGCGAAUGUAGUUGAACGCGCGCUCACGGUGAAACAGCACUUGCCAGAGUUAUGCGACUGUUAUAGUGCCUCAGUGAACCCGGUAAACACAGUGGACUCAGUGACGAUGGCCUCUCAGUGGUUCCCGCCCGACAUAAGCCAAGUAUGCGCUGAAGCAACCGCACCGUUGACUCAAUGUUCCCAAACAGGGUUUCUCUAUUUGACCCUCCUUGCUCAACUGUUCGGACGCUCAAUAGAUGACGACGCUUACCCUAGAAGAAACCCAUAUUUGAAUGCUCCCAGCUCGGUCGGGCCAAGUUUUGAAACAAGUUUCCUACGGCCGAUGCAAGUUCCAUUAGGACCGACACCUUUGAAAUUAAACCCGGAAAUUAACGCAACUCCCCUAGGCCCUCUCUUGCCAAGCUCCACAAUCAAUCAGUACAAAUCAACGAAUGGUAAAAGUUACCUCAUGCAAACGUUCUAUUUAAAGCCGGAUAAACAGGAGCCUAAAUUCGAAUUCGGGAGGAAAUUCGAGCAUCCGUAUUUGAAGUUCGAUAAACCGUAUGAGUUUGGAUUUAAUGAAAACAGAUAUUUUGAUGCGGAUAUAGCUGACUCUAAAAAAAUACCGGUGGCUGUGGAGAAGAAAACAACAAAACGCAGAAAGAAAAGACAGGCGCCAGAAGAAUAUGACUUCAUCAUAGUCGGUGCCGGAUCAGCGGGAUGUGUCCUCGCAAAUCGUUUAUCUGAAGUUAAGAAGUGGAAGAUACUCCUUCUAGAAGCGGGUCCCGAGGAACCAGAGGUAACUAGCGUGCCUGCGCUGGCCCCGGUUUUAGCUGCGUCGAGUAUUGACUGGGGCUACCGAACACAACCCGAAGAGUUGACUUGCCUGGCUCAAAGAGGUCGCACUUGUGCUUGGACUAGUGGUAGAGUGAUGGGUGGUUCGAGCGCAAUUAACUAUUUAGUAUACAUGAGAGGCAACAGAAAGGACUACGAUGAUUGGGCAGCUUUAGGAAAUGUUGGCUGGAGCUACAAAGAAGUCCUUCCAUUCUUCAAAAAAUCUGAAAGCAAUCAAGAUAUAGAAGCCAAAGACAUGACAUAUCAUGGUGUAGAUGGACCUAUGAACGUUGAACGAUUUACGUUUGUGGACCCAAAUGUUGUGAUGCUUGUAAAAGCGUUUCACGAAACUGGACUGCCUUUGGUUGAUUUUAAUGGUCAAGAACAAAUAGGAACAAUGAUAACUCAGACAACAUCUCGAAAUGGGAAAAGAGUAUCAACAAAUGAAGCUUUUAUAAGGCCAAUAAGAAAUUAUCGACGGAACCUGACAGUUAAAACUAAUGCUCAAGUUACUCGAGUUCUCAUUGAACCUGCAAGAAAAAUUGCUUACGGCGUGAAUUACAUUGAGAAUAAUACAUGGAAAACAGCUUAUGCUACAAAGGAGAUCAUACUGAGCGCAGGCGCAUUGAAUUCUCCUAAAAUUUUAAUGCUUUCGGGGAUCGGACCACUUGAAGAAUUAAAAUUUCUGAAAAUACCAGUUAUCAAAGACUUAAAAGUAGGAUACAACUUACAAGACCACGUGACUACUAAUGCUAUGUUGAUGGAGUUGACAAGUGCAACCUCAACGCUGGUGAGCGGCAUGAAAUUAGUAAAAGAAAUAAAUAAUUAUAACAGUUCAUACAACAAUAAUGGACCUUUAGCAGCUACUGGACCUCUACAUGGAACUGCUUUUAUUCAAACUAAGUAUACAACAGGAGAUAAAACAGUCCCCGAUAUACAGUUCCACUUUGACGGUAGAAAUAAAGAAGAAUUUUAUUCAGACCCGACUACUUACCUAGAAACGAAUACUUUACCUCUCGCUUUCUAUGAUAGUAUCAACGUUAGACCAAUACUUCUUUCACCCAAAAGUAGAGGUUACCUAACAUUGAACAGAACAAAUCCAGUAUUCGGUCAACCGUUAAUUUAUCCAAGAUUCUUCACUGAAGAAGAGGAUUUAAAAACAUUAGUAGCAGCAUUAAGGUUUGUCGUACAAUUGGAGAAAACUGCACCGUUCAGACAAUCUGGUACUAAAUUCAUAAGAAAACCAGUGUUAGCGUGCAAUGAGUUCAUUUGGGGGACUGAUGAUUAUUUUGCAUGCUUAUUUACGAGAUAUACUGGAACUAUUUAUCACCCUUCGGGAACAUGCAAGAUGGGGCCAAAAUACGACGAAUAUGCAGUAGUUGAUCCGAGACUAAGAGUGUAUGGAGUAAAACAUUUAAGAGUGGUUGACGCAUCAAUAAUGCCAAAUAUAGUUCGUGGAAAUACAAAUGCUCCUGUAAUUAUGAUUGGAGAAAAAGCUGCGGAAAUGAUUAAAGACGAUUGGAGAGGUCACGCUUAGAACAUUACUA